GAAGCCUUCCCGUCAACGCAUGUGAGCACACCUCUGAGAGUAUCUAAGCCUCUCAGUAAGAUGCCACUGUUACUUGUAAUAUUUCAGUGACGCCGGAGGUCUGGGAGAAGUGGUCGCGUCUUUUUGUUCCGCUUCUGUUGUUUCUGUAAAAUAGAGCCAGUCCGGAUCUCCUGUUUGGGAUCAUUUAUAGCGAUGCUACUGCGGCUCUUCACUGCCAGAGGCUGUGCUGUUUUCUGGAAAUGCGCCCAUUCUGUGGCGUCCUGCGCUUCCAAGAGGCAAGUGGGCAGUUUUCUCCCCAACGACAGAGCCAGCAGGCGCGGAGUAUCCCUCCCGGUGUGCCUACGCCUCUUCAGCACGGUCAGCCCAGCGGGGAAAGAUGCCCCACAGACAAAAUCAGAUAAAUCCCAGGAAACAGAGACUUUAGAUCUGGACAGAUGGAAGUCUGUGAUGAGAUCCCAGGCUGCAUUCAAUGAGAAGCAUGUUAAAGAUGAAGUGGAGGAGCAGGAUGAUGAUGAUGAUGAAAACCUAAAAGAAGCAGGAAAUGAUUUAAAGGACGGGUCUUCUCUGGAGGCAACGCGCGAUCUGGUUGCGAUGUGGCGGCAAGCUGGGAAGCUUGUACCUGAAGAGAUGACUGAUGAGGAGGUCAAGACGCUGGCAAAGCUCACCACCAAGUCCUCGAGGAAGAAGUACCUGAAGUACCUGGCUGUCAGGGAGGGUCACAAAAAGGCCCGUAAGGAGAAGCAGCAGCAGAAGAAGGCUGCGAGAGAAGCAUCUCUGAUGGAGAAGAGAGAACUGGAGGGCAGUGGAGAGGAAGGGAGUGGUGAGGGAGGACACAAGUUGAAAAACACACUCUUCUUCCAGUUUUGGGACCGCUCCCUGGACAAGCUGCUGGCUUGGAAGACCGCUCAGUCCAUGGUGUUCGGUCAGCCGCUGAUGUUUGACAUGAGCUAUGAGUCGCACAUGUCCAGGCGGGAGAUCGAGAACACGGUGUCCCAGCUGAUGGAGGUGGAAGGCCUGAACCGGCGUGCUGCUGAUCCCUACCAUCUCCACUUCUGCAACCUGCAACCAGAUGGACCCUACAUGAAGGAGCUGCUCCAACGAUAUGGUGCAGAGAUGUGGGAGCGCCUGCUCAUCACCAGCACUGACCGGCAGCACGUCGACCUGUUCCCCCGUGAACAACUCGUCUACCUUACCGCAGAUUCCCCCAAUGUCCUCCGCACCUUUGAUCACUCCAAGGUCUACAUCAUCGGAGCUCUAGUGGACCGCUCGAUCCAGACAGGCUUGUCACUGGCCAACGCAAAGCGUCUGAAGCUGGCCACAGCUCGUUUACCCUUGGAUGAAUUCCUCCACUGGGAGAUGGGAGCCAAAAAUCUGACUCUGGAUCAGAUGAUUCGCAUUAUGCUCACUCUUAAGGAUACAGGGAAAUGGGUUGAGGCGCUACAGUUUGUGCCUAAGAGGAAGCACGACGGCUUCCACCAACAGACAGAGACUACCAGAAAUAAAGGCAGAGAUCAUGCACCGAGAGACGAGGGCAACCGACCGCUGAGUUCAGGAGAGAGAAGAGCUAGAAACACACUUAAAAGCAAAGAGCACAGAGAGUCUGGGUUCACAGGUCGAGGCAGCACACCAGCUGGAACCAAAGUACGGCCAUCGUUGAGGAGCGACAUAGAAGCCAGAAAAAGUGCAGGCAGAAACAAGUGGUGGCACGAGGAGUGAAAAAAAAUCUGACUUUUAUUUUGUAAAUGUAAGUGGAAGCAUUGGCUGAGGAAAGUGAAUAAAAUGCUGCAACAUAUUUUUUUUUUUUUAAAUGAGAAAAAGACAUUUUAGAAAGGUUGAAGCCACUUUGGUCUUUAUUUUAUGGGAAAACAGGAUGUACAAAUAUCUAUAUGUUGUGCCUUCACUGCAGAUGAAACCAUCAUUACUGUAAAGAGCAAACCUUU
Messenger RNA from Archocentrus centrarchus (flier cichlid), 1940 nucleotides. RefSeq names its product tRNA methyltransferase 10C, mitochondrial RNase P subunit (gene trmt10c). Gene Ontology annotation, molecular function: tRNA binding. Gene Ontology annotation, cellular component: mitochondrion; nucleoplasm; nucleus. The transcript has a single exon. The record is from RefSeq and is a predicted model, not a curated record. The coding region runs from base 193 to 1716 and encodes 507 amino acids. Gene Ontology annotation, biological process: positive regulation of mitochondrial translation; mitochondrial tRNA 5'-end processing. Lineage: Eukaryota; Metazoa; Chordata; Actinopteri; Cichliformes; Cichlidae.